AUGUCGACGGUCAUUCUCGGGGGAGGAAUUAUCGGCUCUUCUAUCGCCUACUAUCUGUCGAACAAACAACCCACAGAAGAAAUCCACGUCGUCGAAUGCUCCUCGCAGCUUUUCAGCGCCGCAUCAGGCUACGCAGCUGGUUUCCUGGCAAAAGACUGGUUCGCACCGUCUCUGGCACCGCUAGCCGCUCUUUCAUUCGAUUUGCAUGGUGAAUUGGCCGCGGAGAACGGCGGAACUGAGAAAUGGGGCUAUAUGAAAGGCUCUGCAUUGAGUCUUGAUGUUUCAACUGGAGGUUUAAGGAACGGUCCUCGUGGCGAUGACUGGCUGCGAGCUGGAACGAGCCGGGCAGAUACUGCUGCUGGAUCCAGAGAGUCGCAGAUCGCAGAGGCACCAACGUGGUUGACGAAGCAGAAGGGUGCGGCGUUGGAGAAAAUUAGUGAUGAUGAUACGACUGCUGUUGCGUGA
Aspergillus chevalieri is the source of this 465-nucleotide messenger RNA. RefSeq lists its product as uncharacterized. Gene Ontology annotation, molecular function: oxidoreductase activity. Bases 1 to 465 code for a protein of 154 amino acids. NCBI's taxonomy places the organism in Eukaryota, Fungi, Ascomycota, Eurotiomycetes, Eurotiales, Aspergillaceae. The transcript has a single exon. The record is from RefSeq and is a predicted model, not a curated record. Gene Ontology annotation, biological process: retrograde transport, endosome to Golgi. Gene Ontology annotation, cellular component: cytoplasm; late endosome.